CCAAAAUGUCAGACAUCGACUAAGUGCGAUCGUUGUUCUCUCUUUGUUUAUAAUUAAGGUACUCGUUACAUUGGUGAAAAGAUAUUUAUCCCCUGUACACACCACCACACACAAUGCUGAAGGAAGUAGGUAAAGGACUGCUAGUGUUGAUGUCCUCAGCUAUUGCCGUGCCCUACGCUGUAGCAGCUAUCUGUAAUGUUUUGUACGCUGGUCCUCACACAAGGAAAAAAUUGAAACGAGCAUUUCAUCCCAGAAGAGUCUUCUAUCUCAACUACCGAGUGUUACUCAAAUUAUUAGAUAUUCAACACUUGCCAGUGUUGAUUAAGUGGAAAUGGUUUUACACCUAUGCUGACAGAUACAGAUUGCUGAAGGAUAUUCCAUAUGGGCGUAAUGACAGGUCCCUCGACCUGUAUUUCCCUCUGAACUCCAACAGCCGCAACCUGAAGCCAGUGGUGGUGUUUGUGUAUGGUGGUACCUGGUCAUCUGGGGAUAAGAGUAUGUAUGGCUUACUCUGCUCCCAGGUGGCUGAUGCUCUACAGGCCAUCGUCUGCUGCCCUAACUAUUCCCUCUACCCUCAGGGUUAUGUAGACGAUAUGAUACAAGACAUAGUGGAUUGUAUGGCUUGGAUUUAUGAAAACAUUCAUGACCAUGGCGGAAAUAAGGAUAAAGUCAUUCUAAUGGGCCACUCUGCAGGGGCUCACCUAGCUGUGAUGGCUGUCUUAGAGUUACUUCAUGAUGAGUGGGUUCACGGCAUCCGCAUUGAACCUCCCCAGUCUGACAGCAUGGAACUGGAUGAACAGUACUUUGAUGGGAGCAAUGGAGAGAAUGAUGCGAAGCCAGCAAGUUCAGAAGGCUCUUCAGCUUCUUUCGAUGUUCUUAAUGGUAACAGUAACAGUGAUGCUAAAGGAAAUGGCAUGAGUUUAGAGGGCAGCUCUAGUUCCUUUGUCUUACUGGGCCAGGAGGAGUCUGGCAGGGAUCAGCGUGAGUUAGGUCGGAUAGACAGCGAGACAUCUGACUCCAUUGAGGUGCUGGAUAUGGAGAACCUGACAGAGUCUGACUCUGAGGAGUGGAGGAGUAGCUCUGGGGAGAGGACAUCCGGUGACUCUGGUCCCUCCAUGGAGGAUGAGGAGGGUGGUGAGGAGGAAGAGGAGGAUGACAUGUCAAACAAAGAUGAAGAGGACUCGGUGAUAACUGUCAGGCCUCGUGUCAUUGACAGACAGCCCACACUCAUGGACCUGGGCAAGUGUGUGCGAGGGAUCAUUGGUUUAGCCGGAGUGUAUGAUAUUGGGGAGCAUUAUGAGUACGAGAGAUGCUGGGGUGUGGAGGAUAUCUCAGCCAUGUCUCGAGCCAUGUAUGGAGAAGAACAUUUUGACAGAUUCUCCCCAGCACUUAUUGUCAAGAAUCUCACAAGGAGUGUCAAGUUGCCAGCCAUAGUGUUAGCUCAUGGCUCUAGAGAUCAAACUGUGCCAGUACAAUCCAGCUCGAGUUUCGCGGAGGCCUUAACUGAUAUAUUUGCCGAUGUUACGUUAAGGAUUAUUCCUGAUUGCAAUCACUAUGAUGUUUGUCUGGACUUGAUGGAGCAAGGACGGAAACAUCACGACACUGUCAUGAACAUUAUUCUGGAAACCAGACAAAAAAUUCUUUGACAUAAUGUGACCGUAGCAUGCCGUUGUACAGAUGUGUGAUAAGUAAAUUAAUUUGUUCUUGUCAUUAAGGAAGUACUUGUAUAUGCGUAUUCUGGUGCAGGUCUAAGUGAGGAGCAGUACUUCAUGCCUUUGUCACACAUAUCUGCAGAAUAUACAUAGUCAUGGUAACAUCAGUGUUGUUAAGCAGUCAGUAACUUAGUGAAGGGGGACUGUGUGGUAGACGUUUAUGGAGGUACAUUCCACUACUUUGUUGUCUUCUUAUUCGGAGUGAUCGGAAAAUUGAACAAAAAAAUGUAUCACAAUAUAAAGUAAGAGAUUGGAGGCUUUGUUAGGGAAAGACCAGGAGUUUGCGUACAUCAUCUGGAGUUGUUGUGAAUACACACCUGAUAUUGUAUAUGCAUAAUAAUUACCUGUACUGUACUGUACCUGUAGAAGACUGGUGUAAAGGUCAAUUGAUUACGAGCCAUCAUUGUUUUCAAAGCCGAACGAAGGGAGAUAACCUAGUCAACAGAUGUAUAUGGUGUCGGCUGCAGGACACAGGAAUAUACUUGUCCCAUAAGUGACAGUGGGUGUCCAGUGGAAACCAGAGUAUUUUACCUGAUGCAGGAUAAUUGCAUAUACAUGAGGACGAGUGACAUCUGGACACCUCUUAGCCUUCCUUUGAUACUUACAAACUCUAACAGUUGACGUGACAUGUCAUGAGGUAAAAGUAAGUGUUCAGAAUAGUGAAAUGUAACUUAAAGUAGGGUAGGAUGAUGGUAGUGGUUGUUAAUGUCAUUUGAGUACAUGUACUUUUAAUUGUGCUCACAAAUGAUACUGAAAAAUGACAAAACUUAUUGUGUUCUCAGUUUAUAAUAGAACAUUUUCCUAAACUAAGGAGCAUUAUUUUAUUUUAUUUUUAUCAAGUAGACUAUCGACUAUAUAUGAUAUCAUGCUGUAAUGAUGUGCUUUUAUUUAAUGGACAAGAUAACACAAAAAUUUGAAAAAAAGUUAGCAUCAUGAGAAAUGCCAUUUAAACUGUCUCUAAAAAUAUGUUACCAAACUUUCAGUGCGAUUUAUGCACUUUUGUGAAUUUGAGUUUGGAGAUAAAACUACAUUGGUUGAGUUGCCCAAUUCCAGGGCUUCACAAAAAGUAUAAUUUUAUCUGUCUACACAGAAUAAUGGCAUCAGGAUAUGCUUGAUUGAAUAAACAUCUUGCAGGUAUUAAAAAGGUUGAAGAAUUUUUUUUAUUUUACAUUUUUUCACUGAAUUUCUUGGAGUCAGAUGUUCAAAUUGCCAAGUGCACUAAUGUCACAUCACUGUUUUUAUUCAUUCUUCUACUGGUGAAUCUUUUGAGAACAUUAUCUACAUUGUAGAUAAUCUUUCAGCCUUGGGUAAUAAGAGUUAUUCCAAUAUUAAAAGCUGUGUUUAGAGUGGGGAAAACUUCUUGUAACAUCAGUGUACUUAAGCACCAUUUACAUGAUUCAUAUAGAUUGUAUUUAUCUGUCUUAAACAUUAAGAAACAAAACUAUACACAUUAGUGAAAGUAAUUUUACACAAAGCUUUCAGCUGUGCAUCUGUUGAGCCUCACUGCAUUUUUUUUAGCUUUCUAUCACUUUAAUACUUUUCCAGACAUUUGGGCUGGAAAGGUGACUCAUUGCAAUACUUUUGUAAUCCCUCCUUGGCAUUUGCAUGCUUGAGUGAAUUUAUAAACAUGAGGGUACAAAAGUGCUAUGUACCAGGCCUUGCUUGUACAUGUAGCAUUAAGAUACAUUAUAACUGUAAUGUUGUUACAAUGAUCACAUACAGAGUAUGAAUGUGAUUAAUCCCACAACAUGCAAGGUCAUAGUAGUUAAGAUGAUGAUAACUAUGUUGGCCUUGUAGCAGCAAUGUAGCCACAUGGUAAUAUACCACACUGUGGCAGUGGCUGUGGCCAAGUCCCCCUGUGACUGGAUCUGGUAAACAGACCUGAUAGACUGAAGACUCACUGCUAAUUCGCUGUCCCAAAGUCCAAAGUUAUUUUCUAUUGAUUCAUAUUGGUAAAGUUUUUGUAUUUAACUGUGUAUGGGCAAAAGAUUUUGAAACACAGGGUAGUCAUGCACAGGCAGUUAGUGAUAUCGUUUGACAUGAUGUAGGGGGCAUGAUUGCUCGAUGCAUAGGUCAAGAGGGCAUGCCUUGACCUUGACAACUACAUGUGUAUGUCUCACCGUAGCAUUUCGGAGAUAAUCAUGGAAGUGUAGAAUUAAUAUCUCAUCACUCGUAUCAAUACACAGUUUAAUAGUGUGAUCUAUAUAAAACCUUAUCAAAUCAAAGUUUUCUCUCUAUCACAAUUAUGAAGGCGUGUUGGAACUUGUGUAAAAUACACAUGUGUUUUCAUACUUAGGAGUGUGCUGUCAUGUAUCCUGAUGACUUCAGGUGAAAAAGUCUCCCCCAGUAGUUCCAAGAGCUAAUUGAUCAGUAAUCUGCUGUUAUCAUUAGUCAUCAAACUGCAUCAUCUUUUUGGUUGUGAUCUGAUUUAAUUUCUAAUUGUAUCCUUUAGAAAUCUGUGCAUAUUACCAAAGACUACACGUGAAUGUGUUACUAUGAAAAUAUUUUGGAUAAACUAAAUUUUCUACUAAAUCAUUUCAGUCCUUAACAACAUAGUGUAGUGUAAUGACAACCAAGAAACUAGGUCAGCGUUUUUUUAUAGACCCUACAUAAGAACACAUUUGUGUAACUGACUUAGGAUGUUUCUGGUAUGUUGCCAUGGUAAUUACAUGAAUGUAACAUUGCUUACUGUAUGUGAAAUGACGGACAUGACAAGAGGCUCUCCCAGAAAAAGUACAGAAAAAUGUAACUUACAGUGGAAUACAGGCAAUGGACAUGGGUGACAUUAAGUAGGUGAUGAUGCUUAUCGGGCCAUCUGCGCACCCUAACAGUUGUUGACGACUGCUUAUCUUCCACGGGUAUGGUGCAUAUAUCUGCAUGUCAUACAUGGGAAAGUUUGUCAGUAUAAACAUGCCAUAGGUUUACACCACUCCGGUUUUCACCACCUAUAAAAAUGACUGACUGAAAUUUCUUGAGAAUUAAAAAAAAAAAUUCAGACAUGUCCUCAGAUCCUUCACAAUUGAUGGCCAUUGCUAACGUCAUUCUUAGUUUUCCUGUAACCCAACAUGUGGGCCUGCCCAUGAUAUUGAAGAUGAUAUCAUCUAAAACAUGGCAUUAAAAAAAAAAGGAGAGAGAGUGAGAGAAAAGCUCUUGUACUUCUUUUGUGAUGUUAUGUGAUCAUUACGAAUACUGUCUUGAAGUGUUUAAGUGAUAAAUGCAUCUUUAGGAUUUUUACUUUCAUCAGUUGAAAGUUUAAUUUAAAAAAAUGCCCGAAAAGUAAUAUCAGCAAAAAUGUGCCAUCAUAAAUCACAUAAUUUUGUGAAAAGUACGUUAAUAAAUGGAAAGUAAUUUGUAAUCCUUGAAAAGGAAAAGCUAUGGGGAUAACUCUCAGAGAAAUGGUAGAUAUAGAAUGUUGUGAAUAGUAGUUACAUUUUAUAUAUUUUAAGGCAAGUGUAUACACAUGUGUAAUUAUUAACUGUAAAAAGUAUAUUUCCUAUUGUCUACAUAACAUUUUCACUUAAGAUUUAAUGACUUACUUUUUUAUUUGUUAAUUUUCUUUACCCAGUUCUAGGUGCUAUUCUGAUCAAUGUAUUGUUUUCGCUGAAAGCCAUGCAUUUUACAAUUUUUGUCAGGAAAUUUGUACCGAAGUUGCACAACACUGGAAAAUAAACAUGGCCCAUAGUUUGCUAUGUGAAAAUCCGAUAACACUUUCUCCCCUCUUGCAGAGGAUGGUAAGCCUAUCCCUUUCUUUGAUUCUGUAGCAGGUUUGUAUGCAAUCUG
Messenger RNA from Liolophura sinensis, 5492 nucleotides. RefSeq lists its product as uncharacterized. The coding region runs from base 114 to 1646 and encodes 510 amino acids. Gene Ontology annotation, biological process: proteolysis. The record is from RefSeq and is a predicted model, not a curated record. The transcript has 7 exons. Gene Ontology annotation, molecular function: serine-type peptidase activity; arylformamidase activity. NCBI's taxonomy places the organism in Eukaryota, Metazoa, Mollusca, Polyplacophora, Chitonida, Chitonidae.